Molecule: messenger RNA, 2160 nt
Organism: Aspergillus homomorphus CBS 101889
Lineage: Eukaryota; Fungi; Ascomycota; Eurotiomycetes; Eurotiales; Aspergillaceae
Exons: 4
Coding region: 1-2160 (719 amino acids)
Source: RefSeq, a predicted model, not a curated record
AUGGACGCCAAGAAUUCCCUUCAUUAUCAGCCAACGGCGCGCUCUCUGGUUACCGACCACGAGCAGGUCCUGCCCCUGCUGGGUAAAUCACCUGCGUGGACGACACCGAACGCUGUUCAUCCAGUGGCUAUUAAUAACCAUCCAUAUCAUCCUCAUCAUCAAUAUACCUAUCCGAUCGCAGCGCCUAUUUCUGGCCCUGUACCGGGUCCCGCGCCCCCGCUGCCACCAUCCCCGAUUUCCUCACUCCCACCGCAGCAACAACAACUACAACAACCGCCACCAUUAACACAACCCCCCGCGCCAGUCCAUAAUGGCGCGCAACCGUCCACAACCGCAGACUCGAAUCGACAGGAUGCAAACAAGAACGGGGUGACCAAGCCCCGCAAAGCGCGCAAGACCAACAAUGCCGCUGGGGGCAAAUCGACGCUGUUCUGGGUCCAUACCGACCCCAAAUCCGUGUCCGAAGGAACAAGGGAAGAGACCCUCAAGCGCAUUCGUUCCCAUGUGAUGUCCGAGCAUAAUCGCAAGAAGCGACUAGAAAACACUAAGCGAUACAAGAGCAAGACCUGGAAACAUUUGGCUUUUCAACCGGUCGAGACAACAGCCUCUAGCUCGGCAGCAGCAGCGGCUUCGGCUUCUCCCACAAACCCAUCUCCUAAAAAGACCGUCACCGAAUCCUCCUUUGGAGCUCGGAUCACCUCCGAUUCGCCGUCACCGUCAUCUUCGUCCUCGGGUUCGUCGUCCCCCGAACAACGACAUCGAGAAGAACCGCAGAAUGCGUUGGUGGUCACGGAGGCGAGCAGUUACCCGGUUGUUUCGGCGGCAGCCGCGACCAGUUACACCAUCGACGCACCGGCGUCUAAUGAACUAUCGCCUGUGCAGGUGGCAUCUCCGUGGGUUCUGGUGGGUCAGGGGGGCAGUGACCCUUUCAAUACCUCGCAUACGGUGCUUUCGGACCGUAUGUCGCGGCAUCUUCAUCACUUCUUCGAAUUGACGCAGAUCUCAUAUCCGCUGCAACGCCGGUACGGACCUAAAUUGAGGGCCCACUGGGCUGCGUUGGUCCAACAGGACCCGGCUUCGUUGCAUGCUUGUAUAUGUGUUGCAGCGUCCAAUUCUGCUUUAGCCGCAGGGGAGCUGCCAUUGACUGACCCGAACAAGCGGCGGUCCAGUGCGCUGCUUCUCGACACCUUCCACCACCGAGGCGAAACAAUUCGACUGGUUAAUGAAGGUCUUUCUGACCCGAUCAAGGCAUCAAGUGACGAGCUGAUAGCCGCAGUAUCUAUCCUUCUAACCAUUGAAAUUGCUUCCGGUAACCCUGAUUAUCUGAAGGUUCAUCUUGCCGGGUUGCGGCAGAUGGUUGGUAUGCGGAACACCUUUGCAGAUGUGCCUCCCGAUGUUCGAUUCCAGAUUUCAUGGACGGAUAUUCGAGUCGCAUGCAUGGCUUCUACUAAGCCAAUAUUCCCUUUCAUUCGUUACGCCCGUCCUUUACAUUUGGCGCUCAGACCCCCCCAUAAAGAUCUUGAGCCUACCGCUUCUCGCCUGGUACAACUAAUGGAGAUACCCGGCAUCUUCGGCGACGCUUUGCCUAAAACGAUAUUGGACUUAGUUGAGCUGACCUGGUACAGCGAAUGGAUCAAGAGUGGGCCAAGCUACCAAGACUUCGACGAGGAGACCGAGGACUAUUUCAAUACCGAAGUUCUCCAGGUCGAAUACGCCCUCCAUACGGAUCGAUUCACGUCUACCGGUGAAGUCAAGGGCGAUGCCACCAUCGAAGGCUGCAUCCGGCUGGCUUGUCUCCUGUUCCACAAUAACGUGAUCUGGAAUUUCUACCCGGCUGUUGCACCCGUCUUUCCUAAACCGAUUAUUAAUCUUCGAUUGGCAUUGGAGACGACCAUGGGGGCCGGAUAUUUCGAGCUGUGUCGAGACGUGCUGAUCUGGAUCCUGUUCAUUGGAGCCACUAGCUCCGGGCUGCUACCGGAUCGGGCCUUCUUUGUGAACGAGCUGAUCGCAGCGCUGAGGCAAGAAGGGAUCCAAUCAUGGCAGGAGCUCCGUGCCCUUCUGUUUGGAUUUUUCUACGUGGACCGGUGCUAUCUCACCCCAUUACGGGACUUGUGGGAUGAGAUCCAGACGGUCCCGGUCGUAUCACCGGAGUGUAUAUAA